AUGACCGAAAUCAGAGAACUAAGAAGGAAGGACAGAAAUCACAUAGUUUUAAGAGAAGGUUUACUCAAUAUCCAAAUCUCUCCUGUCAACAGAAGCACAAAUAUUCCUCAAAGCAGUUCUCUUCGAAUAGUGUACUCUCUUAAUAAUAGCACACUCAAUACCAAGCAGCAUCCAUUCAUGUCUUCACACGUAGGAGGUGCUCCGAGAAGAAUCCGACUGCAAAGCUGUAUCACAAGACAAGGUGAGAGACUUUCAAUUGAAAACGUGAAGAGAAGCCUUUAUGGCUUUCUCACGGUUAGGGAAGCUGCAGAGUAUUGUAUUGCUCUCUUCACCUGA
Molecule: messenger RNA, 336 nt
Organism: Prunus armeniaca (apricot)
Lineage: Eukaryota; Viridiplantae; Streptophyta; Magnoliopsida; Rosales; Rosaceae
Source: the annotation of a GenBank genome assembly